AUGCAGCCCACUCGCCUGCUGCUCAAACGAUCCGUGUGGAAAGGCCCGCACCUUGUCCCACUGUCGAUCGUGUGGCCCAAGAAACAGGGCGACAACGUCCCUCCGGUACGCACGCAGGCCCGCUCGGCCACCAUCCUGCCCAACUUUGUCGGGCUCAACUUCGAGAUCCACAACGGCCGGGACUAUCUCCCCGUGACUAUCUCUGAGGACAUGGUUGGUCACAAGCUCGGAGAGUUUGCGCCGACGCGGAAACCCAAUAUCUGGUCCAAGUCUAAGAAAUGA
Hirsutella rhossiliensis is the source of this 282-nucleotide messenger RNA. Its product is annotated as ribosomal protein s19 domain-containing protein. Gene Ontology annotation, biological process: translation; ribosomal small subunit assembly. The transcript has 4 exons. Gene Ontology annotation, cellular component: ribosome; cytosolic small ribosomal subunit. NCBI's taxonomy places the organism in Eukaryota, Fungi, Ascomycota, Sordariomycetes, Hypocreales, Ophiocordycipitaceae. Gene Ontology annotation, molecular function: RNA binding; structural constituent of ribosome. The record is from RefSeq and is a predicted model, not a curated record. Bases 1 to 282 code for a protein of 93 amino acids.